Messenger RNA from Tarenaya hassleriana, 441 nucleotides. RefSeq names its product 60S ribosomal protein L13-2-like. The transcript has 3 exons. NCBI's taxonomy places the organism in Eukaryota, Viridiplantae, Streptophyta, Magnoliopsida, Brassicales, Cleomaceae. Gene Ontology annotation, cellular component: ribosome; cytosolic large ribosomal subunit. The coding region runs from base 88 to 441 and encodes 117 amino acids. The record is from RefSeq and is a predicted model, not a curated record. Gene Ontology annotation, molecular function: RNA binding; structural constituent of ribosome. Gene Ontology annotation, biological process: translation.
UCCGUCCCUCUAGCGCGUUCUCUCAUUGUCGUUUGCCUCUCGUCUGCCGCCUCUCUCUCUCGUCGUCGGUUCUCUGUUCCAGCCGAAAUGAAGCACAACAACGUCAUUCCCAACGGUCACUUCAAGAAGCAUUGGCAGAACUACGUGAAGACAUGGUUCAACCAGCCUGCCAGGAAAACCAGAAGAAGGAUCGCAAGACAGGAAAAGGCAGUGAAGAUCUUCCCUCGUCCCACUGCUGGACCCCUUCGCCCCGUCGUGCGUGGACAGACCCUCAAGUACAACAUGAAAGUUAGAGCUGGCAGAGGAUUUACCCUUGAAGAGCUAAUCCGGAUCCAAGCCCGCCCGAAAAUAUUGGAUUCGGGUUUGAAAUUUCAGGUCCGAAAAAAUCAAAUCGGACUCGGACUUGAUCGGCUUAAGCCUGACGGGCCCAAAGCCCGUUAA